AUGUCAGUUUCGAGUGGCAAGCCAACCUCUGACGAAGCACACUUUAAUAAAGACCCGACAUAUUGGAAGGCGAUUACAUUCUUUAAAAGAAAGAGACCAGCUGGGUCGCUAAUAAACCUUCCCUACUCAGAAGAAUAUGGCAUUUACGAGUCCAGAAUCAAGCAGUUGUGGGCCAUGUCUUGCGCAAUAACACACAACAUUCCCCAGACAUGUAACAAACAAGAAGAGCGUGGAAUUACUGUUCUUGGAGUGCUCACGCCCUGUAGCAGAUAUUCCAAAGUAUAUCAGGGAUUGGAUAAAGUUGGUGCGCAUGUGUAA
This is a messenger RNA of Paraglomus brasilianum, 318 nucleotides long. NCBI's taxonomy places the organism in Eukaryota, Fungi, Glomeromycota, Glomeromycetes, Paraglomerales, Paraglomeraceae. The record is from the annotation of a GenBank genome assembly.